GCUCGCUCUCUUUAGUAUAUAGAUUGAUGUGCAUAAGCAAAAGUGUUGGUUGGUUCAUUUUACACCGAAAUUGACGGUGCAUUAAUCCUGUGCGGGGUCAGUAGCAGUAGCGCGCGGCGGAAGGAAAUUGGCGAAAAACUCCUGCUGGUGUUCCGAACAGGAAGAUGUAGGAGUGAAGAGGAAGACGACGACAACGACGACCUUAUCUCGAUACGGUUGGUUUUUUUUUCUGCUGCGAUAAUUGCUCUGGACAAACAGGAAGUUUACGAUUUUUGCGCUAUAGAGUGCGGGCUACGCUCGAUGGAAAGCAAGCGACUGACGAGGGUGGUGUGAUUUUAACAAAUUGGCGACGAGUAUAGUGGUGGUGAGCGGCUGAAGGGGAGAAUGUUCAAUCGGCUGAAGAACCGGAUGAUGACGGUGGUCGGGCCGGAUCUGCCUGCACUUCCGUCAUCGGGAGGGGGUAGCAGCAGUAGCAGUGGAUAUCACGGUCAUAGCCGGGAUGGAGAUCAUGGUGGUAAAGGAAAUCUACCGGAAAAGUUCCGUUACGCGCGGCCGCAGUUUCUGCAGUUGUUGACGUACGACGAGCUGAAGGCCAGUGCCGACCACAACGUGCGGCCGAUAAUCGUCCCGAGGGACAUCUCUCUGCUGCCGUGGAGUACCGGUUACGCAGAGUGUGUCAACUCGGGCAAAUCCGAAUGGAACGAGGACCAGGCGGCGUUCCACCGGCAGGUCCUAUCGCAUCCAUCCAAACAGUACCACGAUCUACCGUACACGUACUUUGGGAUCUACGAUGGGCACGCUGGUUACGGAGCGGCACUGGCUGCCUCCAACCAAUUUCACCAUAUCUUGCAUGAAAAACUGGUGGACAUCAUCGAUCUGUUGAUGCCACGGAUGGAAGAAGACGAUCCGGUUGCAACCGGAAUGGGAGUAGGCUUGAAUGCAAUCCUACCGCAUCCGAUCCUGUUUCACAAGCAAGUAUCCAAGGACGAGCUAAUUGUCGGUGCCCUGGAAGCAGCUUUUGCCGACAUGGACGCCAUGCUGGCAGAAGAUCGGGAUAAGUACCGAAACGCCGGCGGUUGUACAGCUCUGGUAGCGUUGUUCAUCCUUGGGAAGCUAUUCGUAGCCAACGCUGGAGAUUCCCGAGGUAUCCUCUGCAAGCGAGUUCACCGGAAGAAGCUUCCGAACGUGCGACCUCCCGCGGUUCACGAGGAAGUCGUGAACGGAGACGCCGUAACGGAGGAAGAAGACGACGACUAUUUAGUGUACGCUGAACCCUGCUCAUUUGACCACACUCCGGAGACGGAGCGGCCCCGGUUACUCUCCAUUGGGAAGCUCAAUCCAAACCUGAUGGGUGGCGAAUAUGUCGCGAUGGAAUACGCCAAGAAACCGAUGACGAAAGAUCUGGGCACCCGGAUCCUCUACCGACAGGGAACCAUGAAAGGAUGGACCUACAAAACGUUGACCCGAAACGAUCUCAAAAUGCCGAUCGUCACGGGAGAAGGCAAACGAAGUCGCCUACUCGGCACCAUCGGCGUAACGCGGGGCUUUGGUGAUCACGAUCUGAAAGCCCUGGGCAGUGGACUACCGAUCAAACCAUUCCUCAGCUGCCACCCGGAAGUGGUGUGCAUAGACCUCAGUAAGAUCGAAACCGAUCCGACCGAGGACAACGUCGACGGAGACUACGGCGUUCUGGUCAUGGCGACGGAUGGGCUCUGGGAUGUGACCUACUCGCAGAAAGUAUCCAAUGCGGUGUUUUCCACGCUGAAGAAGUUCCCUACCGAACGGCAUCGGUACACCAUGGCCGCCCAGGAACUGGUCGCCAAGUCACGUGGCCGGGCCAACAUCAACGGCCACUGGAGGUUGUCCGAUUCCCGGGCGGCUGCCACCGUCGAUGACAUCUCCGUCAUCGUCAUUCCUGUCUAUCAGUACUACUUGGAGUACCUCGAGUGGAAGCGGUCCCUCCAGAGACCCAAACCGGCUCCGGUGCCCACAAGCGCGGUAGUCACAGCAGAAGAAGCUAUCGCAGGGGAACUGAACCAUCUGAGUUCAUCAUCCGAUUCCGAUCCCCUGGAGGAUGCCCGGGAGCCACCCAGCAACAAUGAUAUUAGCUCCUUGCCGACGGCUGCCGACGAGGAUGCUGCCGUUUUACCCAAGUAGAACAUCACAGAACGCAGGAUUUUACUACUUAACAACAGUAACGUUCACACGAACGAUUGUACGGGCUCUACUACUAUCCUUUCCUCGACAUAGAAACGUGAUUUUAUUUUUAUUCCAAGAAGUUUAGAAAAUGUUUGAUAGCAAUCGCUUCGAAACGCCGCGCUUCUCGUUGGACGAAAGCCCAGCUGAUCGUUGCCGUGCGUCGCGCGGUUGAACCGUGAUUAAAGAUGAAAAUAGCACCUAUGUUUAGUGAUCUUAGACUACUACUGCUACUACUACAAUUACUAUUACACUCACACACACACACACACACACACACCCAGACAGAAAAAUUAGCGGAAAUGAUCAAACAGUAACCAAUAAGCUAUUGUUCGCUCUGAAAAUAUUAUGAUGAAAGAAAUAGCUAAAUAUAAAAUUUAUUUAAACUCC
Molecule: messenger RNA, 2586 nt
Organism: Ochlerotatus camptorhynchus
Lineage: Eukaryota; Metazoa; Arthropoda; Insecta; Diptera; Culicidae
Product: protein phosphatase 1H
Exons: 4
Coding region: 385-2157 (590 amino acids)
Biological process (GO): protein dephosphorylation
Molecular function (GO): protein serine/threonine phosphatase activity; cation binding
Source: RefSeq, a predicted model, not a curated record